AUGCGGUGGCGACAAGAUAAUUCGAGUGGCUUCAUGACGCUUCGGGUGCUGCACCUCCACCGCAAUAGUCUUCAAGACCACCACGCAAUUGCUCUAGCCAAGAAGUUGCCGGCUCGGAGCCUCACGGUGCUCGAUGUCUCUCUCAACUACAUUGAAAACGCCGGCAUCGAGGCGCUUGCCAGCGUGCUGCCGCACCUCCCGACGCUUCAGCGCCUCGACGUGAGCCACAACGCGUACGACACGAUCGCGCAUGCGGCCCUGGAACGCGCGCGGCUGCCGACACUGAGACUGCAGGGCAGUGCUGACUUUUUUUAA
This is a messenger RNA of Saprolegnia parasitica CBS 223.65, 315 nucleotides long. RefSeq lists its product as hypothetical. Gene Ontology annotation, molecular function: small GTPase binding; GTPase activator activity. Gene Ontology annotation, biological process: nucleocytoplasmic transport; activation of GTPase activity. Gene Ontology annotation, cellular component: perinuclear region of cytoplasm; cytosol; nucleus. Bases 1 to 315 code for a protein of 104 amino acids. The transcript has a single exon. NCBI's taxonomy places the organism in Eukaryota, Oomycota, Saprolegniomycetes, Saprolegniales, Saprolegniaceae. The record is from RefSeq and is a predicted model, not a curated record.